Suillus subalutaceus is the source of this 734-nucleotide messenger RNA. RefSeq lists its product as uncharacterized. The coding region runs from base 300 to 734 and encodes 144 amino acids. The transcript is spliced from 2 exons. NCBI's taxonomy places the organism in Eukaryota, Fungi, Basidiomycota, Agaricomycetes, Boletales, Suillaceae. The record is from RefSeq and is a predicted model, not a curated record.
AAGCGCUCAAGUAACUUCCCGACGACGCUCCCUGGUACGUUAUAAAAGACGGCGUAAGAUACUGGUCGAGUCACUGCGUUUCCAUCCAAGUCCCCCUCUCCUAAUUACUCCCCGACUAAACUCUACAACGAUGCACUAUCGUAUGGGUUCCUCUUCCUCUUCACACAGCCACAAGUCUUGGGGCUCAACAUCGGCAUCCCCGGUGCCGACCCCAAACACGCCGAACCUACAUUCAGUUUCGCUCCCGAUACCAAUUAUCAACGCACCCCACCUCCAUACGGUGUCCCUCCCGCACCCUAAUGCACACUUGCACCAACCCCCUGUAUCGCGACCUAGCAUUUGUGCAACUGCGACCAGACUGUCCGCCUAACAGGAUUUGGGAGUUUGCGGUACAACCGAAAGUCUCUCGUAUGACCAUUAUUAUUUCCGAGCUUCCCGCUUGGAUAAUAGAAGUUGUGAACCCUCACGGCAUCACCGUGAAUGAUGUCCUGCUCAAGAUACGGGAAACCCUCAACCGAGGUGUUACAUCACACGAGAUGCAAAUGCACAGACCUUCCCAUGCGGUUAAUGCCGCCAUCGAUUCUUUCAGGGCUAGGUCCCGUGCAGACCAGCGCGAACAUGCGCUGGGUGUAAAACGUUUGGACUUUUUGGGCCCAAAAAUCUUCUUCGCUGGCCUCACUAGAGCUAGAGAUGGUUCGGAUAGCUGGAAUAUCCACUUCUCCCAGAAUGUUUGA